UCUCCUGUGUUGUCCCCUGUGUUCGCUCCCCCACUCUCAGAGAGACCCAAGUCUAAAGGCGGAGACACCGUGGUGUACAGGCUGAAGGACUGGCCAUCAGGAGAGGAGUUCAUGGCCCUGAUGCCUUCCAGGUAUGAUGACCUGAUGAGGAAUCUGCCCCUGCCUGAGUAUUGUGACCCUGAAGGGAACCUCAACCUGGCCUCUCAUCUACCCAGCUUCUUCGUACGCCCAGACCUCGGACCACGCCUCUGCUGUGCUUAUGGAGUGGCAGCGUCUCAGGAGCAGGACUUUGGGACAGCUAACCUUCACAGGGAGGUCUCUGACAUCGUCUCUGUCCUGGUGUACGUAGGAGUGGCCAAGGGGAACGGAGUCCUGUCCAAGACGGGAGUGUUGAAGAGACUGGAGGAGGAAGACUUGGACGACAGCGUGAAGAAGAGAUUAAAGGAUUCCAGCGAGACGCCUGGAGCCUUGUGGCACAUCUACAUUAGCAAAGAUGUGGAGAAAAUUAAAGACUUUCUGCACAAGCAGGUUGCUAAGGAGCAGGGGGCGGAGAUUUCAUCAGAGCACGACCCAAUCAGAGAGCCGGGCUGGUACCUGAGCAGGAAGUUGCGUCAGCGUCUGUGGGAGGAGCAUGAUGUGCAGGGCUUGACCGUGGUUCAGUUCCUGGGGGACUCUGUCCUCAUCCCUGCCGGGGCGCUGCACCAGGUGCAGAACCUUCACAGUUGUGUCCAGGUGAUAAAUGACUUUGUGUCUCCAGAGCAUGUAUUCCACUCCUUCCACCUGACACAGGAACUGAGAUCCUCCAGAGAAGAGCCCAACUACGAAGAUAAACUACAGGUAAAGAACAUCUUGUUCCACUCUGUGAAGGAUGCAUUGACGUCGCUGAGGAGGUACAGCCAGGAGGAGGAAGAGAACUCCUGACCCGUAGUCUCUCUGGCUCCUCCCUAUCUGGCUCCUCCUCUCUGGCGCCACCCUCUCUGGCGCCACCUCUCUGGCGCCAACCUCUCUGGCUCCUCCCUCUCUGAGACAUCUUCCUUCAGCCUGGAACAGAUAUAUACACACUGACACUAACCACAACAGCAGAACACACUACAACACACUAAAACUACAUGUUACUGACCAGCAUCGCUACACAGCAUCAGGAUACUGACCAGCAUCAGGAUACUGACCACAACAGCAUCAAUACCCAGCAUCAGGAUACUAACCACAGCAGCAUCAGGAUACUGACCACAGCAGCAUCAGGAUACUGACCACAGCAGCAUCACCACCACAGCAUCAG
Molecule: messenger RNA, 1279 nt
Organism: Oncorhynchus nerka (sockeye salmon)
Lineage: Eukaryota; Metazoa; Chordata; Actinopteri; Salmoniformes; Salmonidae
Product: probable JmjC domain-containing histone demethylation protein 2C
Exons: 7
Biological process (GO): regulation of transcription by RNA polymerase II
Cellular component (GO): histone deacetylase complex; chromatin
Molecular function (GO): histone H3K9 demethylase activity; transcription coregulator activity; chromatin DNA binding
Source: RefSeq, a predicted model, not a curated record